Owenia fusiformis is the source of this 1036-nucleotide messenger RNA. Lineage: Eukaryota; Metazoa; Annelida; Polychaeta; Sabellida; Oweniidae. The record is from the annotation of a GenBank genome assembly.
UGAAAACCUAAUGCAUGAUAUUGUGUUCUCCAAUGUUAGCACGUUCAGAGGUCAACUGGUAUAGUACGAGGCAGACCCACAUUUUCACUGCAUCACAGUGAAAGAAAUGGCUGAGAGAUUGUUGGAGAAAGCAGUGAGAAUGAGGUACCAGGAUGGAAAUGUGCUGUUUUCCGGUCUCUGGCAUCCUGAUAUGUUCACUGACAAACUAAGAAACCUAGAAAUCUACAAAGAUGAUGUCUACUUCACUGGGUACAUGCGAUCAGGCACCUACAUUGGUCUUGAAAUGGUACAGUUGGUGCUUAACAAUGCAGAUGUAGAGUACAUGUAUAGUACACCUAUACACGAACGGCAGAGCCAUCUUUUAUUAGGCAGGGAUGGUAAUAUUACCUUGGUUGACCAAUAGGAAGCCACCUAGAAUCUUCAAAACACACGGUCUCUAUGAAUAUGCCCCUUAUGGUAUAAGACAGGGAAAAUGUAAGAUUGUUGUACAGACAAGGAACCCCAAGUCAACAUACUUGAGCUGGUAUAAAGCAUUAAAGGAUAGCGCGUUUGUUUACUUCCCAGAUCUAACAUGGGAGGACUUCUUUGCUGCUGUCAUCUCAGGAGAAAGCAAACAUUUGGUUCUGAGCUCCUGGUUUGACUUCUAUCUAGCUUGGUGGAAACAUAGGGAUCAUCUCGAUGUUUACUUCCUCAACUAUGAGGCAAUGUUCAAGGAUGGUAGAAGAGUCGCGAAAGAGUUAGCAGAUUUCUUUGGAAGAACUUUAACUGAAGAACAAAUCGCAAAGAUAUUGAAAUAUAUAGAUUUUGAGGAAUGCAAAAAGAAUCCAGCAUUUUCAAAUGUGUUCAAAAGUAUGACAGCGAUAAAAUGCACACCAGGCCAUAUGCGUAAAGGCAAAAUAGAUGACUGGAAGAAUCACUUCACUGUGGCUGAAAGUGAACAAUUUGACAAACUUUAUGAAGAAAAAAUGGAAGGAUCAGGGUUUCCAGAACCUGUCUAUGAAUAGACAUGUCAUAAAUAAAGACAGAACUAUUUGAG